UCCAGGCGGCACAGCGACACCCAGAGGACGUUUGCCCGCAUUGCAGUCCGCGCACGCUGUCGCCUCCUGUGCCCCCCACAAGUAUCUGGGACCCCGGCAACACAAAGACUGCCGACUGGAAAAAGUGUGAGAAAUCAAUUUUCCGUCAUGGUCAACCAGGUUCAGCGAGCCGAUGGCAGCUGGGAGUCGUGUAAGAGUGAUUCCAGCGGGGCGGGCACCAGCGGCGGCGAGAGCUCUAAGGAAAGUUCUCGCUGUUCCACGCCGGUGCUGGACGCCGACCGUUCGGACCGGCUGCGGGACAAGAUGAGGAGGAGAAUGGAGUCCGGGGACCACUGGUUCUCCCUGGAAUUCUUCCCUCCGAGAACGGCCUCCGGCGCUGUCAAUCUCAUAUCCAGGUUUGACCGUAUGGGCUCCGGGGGGCCGCUGUUCAUCGACAUUACCUGGCAUCCAGCGGGAGACCCGGGUUCGGACAAGGAAACGUCCUCCAUGAUGAUCGCCAGCACGGCGGUCAACUACUGCGGCCUGGAGAGCAUCCUGCACCUCACCUGCUGCAACCAGACCAGCCAGACCAUCUCGGGCUACCUGGCCAAGGCCAAGCACCUGGGCCUGAAAAACAUCAUGGCGCUGAGAGGAGACCCCGUGGGCACGGACUGGGAGGAGGAGGAAGGAUGCUUCAACUACGCCAUAGACCUGGUCAAACACAUCCGCUCCCAGUUUGACGACUACUUUGACAUUUGUGUGGCAGGCUACCCCACUGGACACCCCGAGGCGGGGAGCUACCAGGAGGAUCUGCAACACCUGAAGGAGAAGGUGGACGCAGGAGCCAACUUUGUCAUCACGCAACUUUUCUUCCGGGCCGAAACCUAUCUGAAAUUCCUCGACGACUGUCGGGCGCUGGGGAUCACGUGUCCCAUUCUUCCCGGGAUCUUCCCCAUCCAGGGCUACCAGUCCCUGCGUCAGCUGGUCAAGUUGUCCAAGCUGGAGGUGCCGGAGGAGAUCACCAAAGUCAUCGAGCCCAUCAAGGACAACGACGCGGCCAUCCGUAACUACGGCAUCCAACAGGCGGUGGAGAUGUGCCGAGUGCUGCUGCAGAGCGGCAAGGUGCCCGGUCUGCACUUCUACACCCUCAACAGGGAGGUGGCCACCAUGGAAGUCCUCAGGCAGCUGGGACUGUGGAUAGAAGACCCCAGGCGGCCUCUUCCCUGGGCGGUGAGCGCACACCCCAAGAGGAAGGUGGAGGAUGUGCGACCCAUCUUCUGGGCAUCCAGACCCAAGAGCUACAUCUACAGAACCCAGGACUGGGACGAGUUCCCUAACGGCAGAUGGGGGAACUCCUCGUCCCCGGCCUUUGGGGAGUUAAACGACUACUACUUGUUCUACUUGAAGAGCAAGUCGUCCAAAGACGCCCUGCUGCAGAUGUGGGGCGAGGAGCUGAAGAACGAGCAAAGCGUGUACGAGGUCUUCACCGGCUACCUCACAGGCCAGCCCAACCUCAAAGGACACAAGGUCAUGUGUUUGCCGUGGAACGACGAGCCUCUGGCCCAAGAAACCAACCUGCUGAAGGAGCAGCUGGAGAAGGUGAACAGACGAGGCGUCCUCACCAUCAACUCCCAGCCCCGGAUCAACGGCAAGCCCUCCACCGACCCCAUAGUGGGCUGGGGACCUCCCGGAGGUUACGUCUUCCAGAAAGCCUAUCUGGAGUUCUUCACCUCCAGUGAAAAUGUGGACGCGCUCCUCAAAGUUCUCAAGAAGUACGAGCCCCGUGUCAACUACCACAUUGUCAACGUGCACGGCCGCACCCUCACCAACGCCCCCGACAUGCAGCCUAACGCCGUGACGUGGGGCAUCUUCCCGGGCAGGGAGAUUGUGCAGCCCACCAUCGUGGACCCGGUCAGCUUCAUGUUCUGGAAGGACGAAGCCUUCGCCCUGUGGAUCGAGCAGUGGGCCAAACUGUACGAGGACGAGUCUCCUUCCCGAAUGAUCAUCAAGUACAUCCACGACAACUACUUCCUGGUCAACCUGGUGGACAACGACUUCCCGCUGGACAACUGCUUGUGGCAGCUGAUUGACGACAUGUUCCAGCAGCUGGACGCUCCCUCGCAGACGUAAACGUGAGCAGGACACGCUUUUUAAUGCUGCUAGUUCUUCUUUCUCGCUUUUUAACUGCACAUUCAAAACUCAUUUUUUUAAACUCUUCCCUAAAGUGUGAUCCAAGUAAGGUAUUUAGACACUUUCAUGUGGCUAUAACAUUGUUCGAAGUGCAGCUCUGCAUAACCAUGCUUAUUGGCAUGAAACACAACCCACCACACCCUCAUUACACCACACCUUCAUCACACCACACCCUCAUCACACCACACCCUCAUCACACCACAC
Molecule: messenger RNA, 2373 nt
Organism: Nerophis lumbriciformis (worm pipefish)
Lineage: Eukaryota; Metazoa; Chordata; Actinopteri; Syngnathiformes; Syngnathidae
Gene: mthfr
Product: methylenetetrahydrofolate reductase (NAD(P)H)
Biological process (GO): tetrahydrofolate interconversion
Cellular component (GO): cytosol
Molecular function (GO): methylenetetrahydrofolate reductase [NAD(P)H] activity; FAD binding
Source: RefSeq, a predicted model, not a curated record